This is a messenger RNA of Plasmopara halstedii, 1719 nucleotides long. RefSeq names its product nedd4-like ubiquitin. The record is from RefSeq and is a predicted model, not a curated record. Bases 1 to 1719 code for a protein of 572 amino acids. Gene Ontology annotation, molecular function: ubiquitin-protein transferase activity. Lineage: Eukaryota; Oomycota; Peronosporomycetes; Peronosporales; Peronosporaceae. The transcript has 3 exons.
AUGAUUUUCUCCACUGAACAAAUGGAAGACCUUCGAAUGAUAGCAGCUCAAAGAGAAGCGGUAGAAGGAUCAGCGACCUGUGUAUCCUGUGGCUUUGAAAAUUUUGCAAGUUUGGUGUACUGUGCCUUAUGUGGAUUACCGAGUUCUUUCACUUCAAACCUCAUGGCUACGGCCUCGCCUCAAGAUGAUACUUUGGGUCACGAUAAUCCAUUGUCUUGUGUAAUGAAGCGUCAGGAAUGGACACGGGAAAUUGAUGCAAAUUGCAAGAUGGUUUGGCGUCGUAAAGUAGAAGAGAGUGAACAUUCGACAACUUACGUGCUGCGAUUCUACUUGUCCCCAGAAUUUGAGCCAGAACCGGAUCGUGAAGCGUCGAAGCAGAGAGAACGAAGUCUUAGCUCAGGUUAUGAUCCCUGUGCUGGUAUACGGUUUGAAUUACUGGAACCACAUGAUACUGAAUCCACACUAUUCCCCUUGCCGGCUAUGCAUCCAGCUGAUUUGCCGGACACAAUGGAAGAUUUGAGGCAGAUAGCAAUGGAAUUAGCUACUCAGGAUUUAUCGAGAAAGUAUGCGCACUUCAUUGCUAGUGCUACUUCGCUCUUGCAAGUAAAGGAUCGGCCUCUACUCUCUAAAUUGACGGUCAGUCGUGACAAUAUUUUCGAACAAUCCAUACAACAUAUCAUUGGCAUUUCGCAUGAUAGUAUCCGGUCGGUGUGCCUUCAAGUAAAUUUUAAUGAGCAAGAAAAUUUGUGGAGUGAUAAAAAAUAUACCGGCAGUCUGCAUCGUGAAUGGCUGACGUUAUUGAGCGAAAAGUUACUUGAUUCAAGUGUCGGACUUUUCUAUCGCACACAAAUCAGCAAUCCUACAUUCUUUAUCAAUUCGCAGUCGGAACGUGUGCUUGGAGUGGAUCACUUGCAAUAUUUUCAAGCCACUGGGAGGCUUGUUGGGCGAGCGCUUUUAGAUGGCGCAGUGCUCAACUUUCACUUGUGUUCGCCACUGCUAAAAAUGAUGUUGGGAGUUCCAAUUGCUUUUAAUGAUUUGGAAUGUUUAGAUCCUGACAUGUUCCGUCAAUUGACACGACUGCUCGACAAUGAUGGUGCUGAAUUGCUGGAACUUGAUUUUACUGUGACACAUCAUCAUUGCAAUCAAACUCGAGUUGUUGAACUCAUUCCUACGGGAAGAAAUAUACAAGUAAAUGACGACAACAAAUUCGAGUUUGCGGACCGUAAGUUUCGCUAUCUGAUGUUUGAAUCAGUGGCUCCACAAUUAGCAUCAUUUCUCAAGGGUUUUUACGAACUUGUUCCCCAGCGAAUGUUGCUACCUUUCGACCACGAGGAAUUGGACUAUUUACUCUGUGGUUCCGAUGAGAUCAACGUUCAAGACUGGCAAUUUCAAACUCACCUGGCACUGGAAGUCCGGCGGGAAGUGACGUGGUUCUGGGACGUCGUGAAGGAGAUGUCACGUGUGUAUCAAUUAAGAUUACUGCAGUUUGCAACGGGCUACUUGCGCGUUCCAUUAGUAGGCUUUCAAGGCUUGAGAGAUUACAAUGGUCAGGUCUGCAAGUUUACAUUGACUGAUGCAAGUAACAAUGCUACUUUUCGAGCUCACGCGCACUACAACACACUUGAAUUGCCGUAUUUUAAAACCAAAGAUAAUUUGCGCAUGACACUCUAUGCUGCCUUAUACGACGAGAAAAAUAUUCACGAAAGCAAAGUUCUGUAG